This is a messenger RNA of Prionailurus viverrinus (fishing cat), 435 nucleotides long. It is a transcript of the gene FTCDNL1, whose product is annotated as formiminotransferase cyclodeaminase N-terminal like. NCBI's taxonomy places the organism in Eukaryota, Metazoa, Chordata, Mammalia, Carnivora, Felidae. Gene Ontology annotation, molecular function: transferase activity; folic acid binding. The record is from RefSeq and is a predicted model, not a curated record.
AUGUCUUCCUCCAGACUGGGGCUCUGUUUGGCUGCCUGUUUACUAAAUAUUUCAGAAGCCAGAAGGAAAUACAUUGUUGAGAACAUAGCAAAAGCAGCUCUUCUUGAAAAAAAUGGGCACAGGUAUCCUGAAGUAUCAGUGCUCAAUAUAUUUUCAUUUUCUGAUCAAGACUACAACAGAUCAAUCAAAAUAGCAGCUUCUGUUAAUGAGUUAGGCCUUUCUGAGAAUUUGGUUCUGCAUGUUCCUGGCUGUGGCAUGUUUCUCCUUGGCGAGGCCGACUUCCUCGAGAGAAGGAAGCAACUGGACUGGCUUUGGAGGAGAGAUUUCAGUGCUCUUGGAUCUGACCCGGGAGCUGCACCUGCCCGAAGAUGUGAUUUAACAGGUUCUCAGUAUGUUUUUGUUCUGCUUUUGUUUUUAAAUUUGUUAGAAUAUUGA